CUCAGUAGCGCGCUGGUGCACCUUCACGCGCACACGUCCUCGGAGUCGCUCGGGACUUGCAAAGUCUAGUUUGACUCAACUUUCCACCUUAAAGACUUUGUUCAAAGGAACUCAAACUCAGAUGAAUACGGUGUUUUUUUUUAUUAUAUAUUUUUUCAGUUUCCGCAAAGGAAGGAGGGAGUGACCGUACUGUUGCCCUUCUUCUUCUUCUUCCACUUCAAAUGGGACUUACAUGCGCGCGUGUAACUUUGCCUCACUUUUCUCUUCACUGACUGUCGGACCCGCUUCGCCCGAAACAUGCCGGAGCGAAUAAGCGUUUCGGACUUUGUGAUCCUGACAAACGAGGAUUUGUCUUCUCCGGGGACUUCAACGUUUCAGUCUAAAAUGAGCGACUGUCGGAGCACAGUUUCAGCCGUGGAGGAGUCUCUGGAGACAGACCACAUAGCCCUACAGAGGAUGAAGAAAACAAUCAAAGCUAUACACACUUCUGGAAUCUCACAUGUGGACUGCAAGGAGCAGUAUAUUGAGCUGCUGGAGAACUUGGGAAAUAGCCACCUGACUCAGGACAACAAUGAAGUCUCCACAGGGUUCCUCAACUUGGCUGUGUUCACCAGAGAGGUCACAUCCCUCUUCAAAAAUCUGGUACAAAACCUUAACAACAUCAUGGCGUUUCCUCUGGAAAAUGUGCUGAAGUCUGAGCUUCGAGACAGCAGAUUGGAGCUCAAGAAACACAUGGAGAAGAGCUGGAAGGAUUAUGAUGUAAAAAUAGUGAAGCUAGAGAAGGAGAGGAGGGAAAAGAACAGGCAGCUGGGACUGAUCAGGACAGAGGGAUCAGAUGGAGCAGAGGACAUGGAGAGAGAGAGACGGAUCUUCCAGCUGCAAAUGUGUGAGUACCUUUUGAAGAUCCAGGAGCUGAAGGUGCGUCAGGGUCCUGAUCUUCUCCAGAGCCUCAUCAAAUAUUUCCAGGCUCAGCUGAGUUUCUUUCAGGAUGGGCUGAAGGCUGCAGAGAAUCUCUCUCCCUUUAUCGAGAAGCUUGCUUCAUCUAUUCACACGGUUCGCCUAGACCAAGAUGAAGAGGUAAAACAACUCACACAGUUGAGGGAUUCUCUUAGAUCACUUCUACAAGUGGAGGGCAAAGAGGAGUACCUCAACAGGAAAAACUCUGGCAAUGGGUAUAGCAUUCACCAACCGCAGGGAAACAAGAAGUACGGAACGGAGAAAUCCGGUUUCCUGCUUAAGAAGAGUGACGGGAUAAGGAAGGUUUGGCAGAAGAGAAAGUGUGGAGUCAAAUUCGGCUGCCUGACUAUUUCCCACAGUACGAUCAAUCGACCCCCAGCCAAGCUGAACCUGCUGACCUGCCAGGUGCGACCGAACCCCGAGGACAGGAGGACCUUUGACCUUGUCACUCAUAACCGGACAUAUCAUUUCCAGGCAGAAGACGAGCAGGAAUGUUUGAUUUGGGUGUCCGUGCUGCAGAACAGUAAGGAGGAGGCCCUGAACACAGCGCUGGGUGGGGAUCAGCUUCACCUGCAGGACAGUGGGCUUCAGGAACUUUCCAAAGCCAUUAUUGCUGAGCUUCGACACAUGCCUGGCAAUGAGGCCUGCGCAGACUGUGGAGCUCCAGAUCCAACAUGGCUGUCGACCAAUCUGGGCAUCCUGACGUGUAUUGAGUGCUCCGGCAUCCACAGAGAGCUAGGGGUCCACUACUCCAGGAUCCAGUCCCUCACUCUGGACCUACUGAGCACCUCCGAACUACUGCUGGCCGUCAGUAUUGGCAACACUCGAUUCAAUGACAUCAUGGAGGCAGGGCUUCCAAAUGACUCUGUCAAACCAUUUCCACAAAGUGACAUGAAUGCCAGGAAGGAAUACAUUGUGGCAAAGUACGCUGAGCGUCGCUACGUCCUACGCAGAGAAGAAGCAAAUCCUAGCCUGCUUUAUGAAGCCGUGAGGAGCCGUGACCUCGCUUUGCUUCUGCAGCUCUAUGCUGAGAGAGCAGAUCUGGCCAAACCACUCACACUCCCCGAAGGACAGGGACUCAAGGAGACAGCGCUCCACCUUGCUGUGCGUCUGGAGGAAAAAAGCUCUCUGGCACUUGUGGAUUUCCUUUGUCAGAACAGUAACUGUCUGGAGAAGAGAACCGCAGAGGGGAACACGGCCCUUCACUACAGCGUCUUGUAUCAUAAGCCUGAAUCUCUUAAGUUACUCCUCAAAGCAAAGGCAGCGCUUCAAACGGUGAACUCGGCAGGAGAGACGGCCUUGGAUACUGCCAGGAGAUUGCAGCAUAAACAGUGUGUCGAGCUGUUGGAGCUGGCGCAGAGUGGGACGUUUAACUCUCAGAUACACGUAGAGUUCAUGUGGGAGACGCAGUCUCAGGAAUUCUAUGAUAGUGAAGAUGACCUGGAUGAGAGGGUGAGCCCAUUACCCAAAAGCCGAUCUCCUCUGUCAUCAAAUGGAGGUGGUGGACACUGGAGUGUCAGUUCUUCCGCUGCUAGUACAAGUAGCAGACCUUGUCAGGCUUACGAGAAUAUAGAAUUUCUAUAUAAAAAUCCACCAGUCAAUAGCGCCCCCUCUGGAGCUUCAAUGCCUCCGCCACUGCCAGCUAAAUCCAUCCAAAGAGGCCGCUCAGACCCACAGAUCUCAGCCACAUCGCAUGAAGGAAACCAAAUUCCACGACGCUGCUCGAACCCGUCCUAUCACUCAUCCAGUCCCCAGGUGCAGGCACGACAGAGUCCUCCUUCAGGAAAUACAGAAAACCAAGGCCAAGGUGGGAGACCCCCUAGGUCUCCAAAUGGACAAGCAAGCCUGCUCAGGGCGCAUAGGCAGACAUGGGAUGGUCAUCUUGGUUUGAGUUCUGGAUCUCAAAGUGGUGCCACAUCAGGUUUUUCUCAGAAUCACAUAGGGCCUGUCAGUUCGGAGAAGACCACGUCAUACCGCCGCACGAGCAGUGGAGGAGGCAGCCAGGGAAAGUGUAGCGUUUUGUCUUCGGCCUGUGUGGGCAGCCAGGAGGAUCUGUACUCCACCCCAGGAGGGAAUAGUAAAGCCCUUACCCCAGCUACUGCUCCAGUCCCCGCCCCUUCGUCCUCACCUGAUUUGACCUGUAUCCCACGACCUCGCAGGAAUGCUAUGGUUUCUAACAGCAGGCCACAUCAGAAGCGCGUCAAGGCUUUGGUGGACUGCCGAGCUGUCAGUUCUGAGCAGCUCGCCUUUUUCAAAGAUGAAAUUAUUGUGGUCACAGCCACUAAUGACCCCCACUGGUGGACUGGUCACAUAGAGGGGGAUCCAUCCAGGAGUGGGGCCUUUCCUGUAAACUAUGUACACAAACUAACAGACUGAAGAGGGAACACAGUAUUCUUCAAAAUGGCAAAAUCAACCAUUUGAUCCUUGGAAGUUGAUCAUCACAAGUUGGAAUUUAUCCAGGAGUGGACUGUAUUAUUUUUCUUGGAUACAACUGGAACUGACAACAUUCCCACAUAACGAUUUCUUGGCAAAGGGAUAUGUGAACAUUGCGACUUUAGGAUUUUAAACAUUUAUUCAUCCCUAGAAGGCAAUAACAAGAACUGAAAGCUUUCAUGCCACCCUUUCUAAAACCCUAAACAGCUAUUAAAAGGAACGUGUUGUGCAUUUAUUGUCCAAUGUUCAUUUGACCAUUAAUUAUAUAUUUGUAUAGCAAAUGCUGAAGUUGCUUAUGCUGAUCUAGGACUUGUACAUAGAGGCAAUAUUUACUUGUAGGGCAGAAACCCUGUAAGGCACUUUAAACUCUGAAGGAAUCUUCAGAAAAGCUGGCACAGCUGUAAGUGUGUACAUAGCCAGCUACUGAAUCGGGAUGUAGCUUCCCCCCCUUUUCCUUUGUUCUUAAUGGAAACCGUUGAACUGUUUGGAAUCGCAGUAUACUGUGACUUGGAUAUAAGGUUCAAACCUGCUCAGUGUCUCAGUGCCGCCUUCCCGGGAACCUGCCAGCCAGUCUGCCUCCUGCAGGCGUCUGGACACCCCAAGGAGAGAUCAGAAACUUUAGCCCAGCCGUGUUGACUCUCUGCAUAGCUCUCUGGCGGCAUGGAGAGCAGAAGAUCCGGUUUCUUUUGGCUGUAGGCACUAUUCUCUGGAGAACAUGAAAUAACGAUGGUGUUAAGAAAAAAAAAAAAAAAAGACUUCUGUAUUACCAGAAAAUGGCACUUUAAGAGGGCUUGUUAAGAAUAGCAUCCUACUGCAGUAAUUUGUUCAGUGAACACUUCUUUUCAUACACACACAGUGGCCUUCAGGAUCCUUUAGGAAAGAAAGGAUAGGAAAGCAGAGAAUGGGAGAGCUUUCACUGCCAGACGUAAAUCUUCAAAUCUAACACAUUUCAUAGAAUUUAACCCACAACUUCUUGUACAUACGUGUCUGAAAUGUCUAUAUAUGUGCACUCAUCCAGAGUAUAUAACACCAUUUUUACAUUUUAUGUAUCAUAAAUGAUUAUAUCAUUACAGAUAAUCUUACUUCAUGUCACGAAUUUGAUGUCCUCUCAUUUGACAUAUUUUGUCUUCUGGUGUUUUGUUAGUUGUUAAAUGACUGUGGAUGGGAGCGGAUGGACACAGAUGCAUAAUAUAUUCAUAAAAGCAUUCUUUCUCAUUAAACUAAAAACUUGUCACAGUUUCUUCUGGCAAAUAAAUCAUGGGAGAAGCAGGUUAUCAAAGAUGACAACAGUUUACUGCAGCUGUAAGUAGGAACUAGCAGAUUAGCUAAUUUCAUUGCGUGUAUUUGACACAUACUCAUUAAACUUCUUUAACUCCUG
Messenger RNA from Maylandia zebra (zebra mbuna), 4768 nucleotides. RefSeq names its product ArfGAP with SH3 domain, ankyrin repeat and PH domain 3 (gene asap3). Gene Ontology annotation, cellular component: cytoplasm. The record is from RefSeq and is a predicted model, not a curated record. Gene Ontology annotation, molecular function: protein binding; GTPase activator activity. Gene Ontology annotation, biological process: positive regulation of GTPase activity. Lineage: Eukaryota; Metazoa; Chordata; Actinopteri; Cichliformes; Cichlidae.